AUGCCAGUCAUUGGUGUGGCCCUCAUAUUGUUCAAGACCUUCAUCAUCAUCUUUGGACUUCAAUUGCUGCGAUAUGCUGCAAUCAUGGAGUCCAGGAGAAAGCUCAGGUUUCGAUUGCUGGGGCUCACGAUGGCCAUGGCGGUGGGACCCCUUUGCGAGGUCUCUGCCUACGCCUUUGCCCCGCAGUCGCUUCUAGCCCCACUGGACGGUUUCGACGUCAUUUGGAACAUUUUGUUGGCGCCAUACACGCUGGGCGAAAGUCUCACAAGCAGCAAAUUGCUCGGCUCAGGAUUCGUUUUCGCCGGAGCUGUGUCGGCGCCGAUGUUUGGUCCUCACAGCAAGCCACCUGAGACCAUGGAGGAUCUUCGGGGAAAGUUCAUUAGCCGAUCAUUCCUCGGGUGGAUCCUUGUGUGCAUCUCGCUAGCUUGCUUUGCGUUCCUCACCAUGCCGCCCAAGAAUGGUUCGCGGCCUCCGGCCCGGCGAGGGCUGCUCCUGGCGAUGGCCGGGGGGUUCCUUGCAGGCCAGCGGUAUUUCAUGUCUUCCACUGCCACGGUGCUGCACACCUCCUUCGAUGAGGGCAACUGGGACAUGUGGUACGACCCGCUUGCCUAUUUUAUCCUUGGAGGUAUGCUAUUUUGCGCUGCUAUGAAUGCGGUGCUGCUGAAUAAAGGCCUGGCUGAGUUUGAAGCCAUGAUGAUGAUUCCAACGUUUGUUGGAACUUCCAUCGUGACAACAAGCGUUUCAGCGGCUGUAAUCUUGAAAGAGACGGCGCAGCUCGUGGCCUGGAGGCUGCUCGGCUACUGGUUUGGCAUCCUCCUGGUGGUGACGGGUCUUCUUAUCAUCGCAAGGGAUGCUCGACGACAGCUAGACGGUUGCGAUGAUGCCGCAGCUUCUCAGGCCCAAGAGCGACGGCUGAUGGGCGCUUCAGAGCAAAACCGUGUGGUAGUCAUGCCUGUGGACAUAUCCGCGGCCAGCUAA
This is a messenger RNA of Symbiodinium pilosum, 978 nucleotides long. NCBI's taxonomy places the organism in Eukaryota, Dinophyceae, Suessiales, Symbiodiniaceae. The record is from the annotation of a GenBank genome assembly.